UCGUGGCAGCGGCCACAUCAGACGCGCACCUGCACCUGCUGGCCUUCCACGCGCCCUCCCUCUCCUGGCACCGCCUCGCCUCCCUGCACCACCACUCCUGCCCCGUCCUCUCCCUCCACCACCUCCUCCUCCCCUCGCACCCUGCCCCCUCUGCCACCUCCCCCUCGCCUGCUGCCCCCACCGCUGCUCCCUCGUUGCCUGCUCUCCCGCGCUGCCUGAUCACCAGCGGUGCCACGGACGGCGCUGUGGUGCUCUGGGAUGUCACCGCCCCUGUCGCCCACUUCCUGCACGCCACGUGGCGUGCUGCCUCACAUGCCCCCCCAUUCUCCCCCUCAUCAUUAUCCUCAACAACAGCAGCGUCAUCUGUAGCAGCAGGGGGCGGCAUCUCAGGGGCAGUGAGGCCGAAGGCUGUUGCGACAGUUGCGGGCCGGGGAGAUCAGGGAGGGGCAAGUGAUGGGGAGGCGAGAAGCGAGGGGGAGGAAGGUUCAGAAGGCACGGGAGGUGAGGAGCAGCAGCAAGGGCGAGCAGAGGCGCAGGAGUGGGCGGGUGUGGAUGUGGGUCCGCUGUGCGUGGUGAGGGGCGCCCACCAGUCAGGCGUCAACUGCAUUGCCGCUGCUGCCACCACCGUGGCGGGGAGGGACGACUGGCCGGGGCAACAACCGCGAGCGGAUGGGGGGGAUCGGGAAGAUGGGGAGGAUGGGGUGGAUGGGGUGGAAGACGGCGGGGUGAGGGGCGUGGGGGCGGCGCAGGUGGUGGUGGUGAGUGGCGGGGACGACGAGGCGGUGCAUGCUGUGGUGCUGCAGCUGGAAGGCAUGGACGCCGAACAGAGCACGCACGCAGCACGUUCCGAGGGGCUGGGCGCAGAGGAGGGGGAAGAGGGGCGAAGCAUCUGGACGGAUGGGCAGGCGGUGCUGUCAGUGGGGCUGGACCAGCGCCUGCGCUGCUGGUCCCUCUCCCCCAAUCACCACGCGCCACGUGGCAAGGCACGCGGUGCCGAGGCAGCUGCAGGAGGGAGAUGCAGCGAGGAGGGGCAGAGGGGCGAGAGGGGGUGUGCAGGAGAGGAGGGAGGGGAGGGCGAGGAGGGGAGCAGGUUGGAUAUGGGGGAGGUGGCGUGUGGGGCGGGGAAGCCAGGGGCGUCUGUAAAUGAGAUCAGGGAAGGGGGGUUGGGGUUGCGGUUGGAGGGCAGGGGGCGGUGUGUGGUGGAUGUGCCCGAGGCAGAGGGGCUGGCCGUGAUGGGUCAAGGCACGGGCAGGUGA
Closterium sp. Yama58-4 is the source of this 1256-nucleotide messenger RNA. Lineage: Eukaryota; Viridiplantae; Streptophyta; Zygnematophyceae; Desmidiales; Closteriaceae. The record is from the annotation of a GenBank genome assembly.